AUGUCUGUAACUCUGCCCUAUUUCAGAGACGCAAGCCUUCUGCCGGGUCCGUUGCCGACCGACGAAGAAAUUGAGGCCGCAACCACAACAUUGCCCUCAAUUCGAGAUCCCAAGUACGGCCGUAUUGUCCUGAUCAGAAAUAAAUUUGUUGUGAAGUAUGGCAGAACUCUCAUCCAUGUCGAGAAUGAAGGGUAUGCAUUACUAUUCAUUGAGAAACACUUGUCAAUUCCGGCUCCGCGUUUGUACGCUAUGUACCGAAAGGGACCUUGGCUAUAUAUUAUCAUGGAAUAUAUGUCUGGGGAAAACCUGGACAUUCUGUGGCCUGCAUUGUCAAGCCCCGAUAAGCAAUCGAUAUUAAGCCAACUACGAAACAUUUUCAAUAAGAUGAGAUCUCUACCUCCACGAAACUUUUUUGGAAAUGUUAGUGGUGGCCCGAUAGAGCACCAAUAUUUCUGGACUUUGGACAAAGACCCGGCCAUUGUGGGUCCAUUCAAAACUGAGAACGAUCUUAAUCUCGCGCUCGCAAAGCACUCGCGUCAAAACUGGGAAGAAAAUGCCAGAUAUCCGUGGCUUGCAGAUUUCUACGAGCGCAAUCUUCACCGUGCGCUUAAAGACCAUGAGAGCGUAUUCACUCAUGCAGACCUCCAGAGAAAAAAUAUACUUGUGGAAAAAAGAAUUGACACGGUGUCAGGCGAAGAACACUAUGUCGUCAGUGCACUUGUCGACUGGCAAACCGCCGGCUGGUAUCCGUCAUAUUGGGAGUACGCCGGAACAUUCUGCUGUCUACAGUGGGUAGAUGAUUGGCCUGAAAGCUUGGAGAAGAUUCUUGAUCCCUGUCCGCUUGAGGCUGCGAUGCUGAGAUUCGUGCACCAGGAUCUUGAAUUCUAG
This is a messenger RNA of Ophidiomyces ophidiicola, 888 nucleotides long. RefSeq lists its product as uncharacterized. The record is from RefSeq and is a predicted model, not a curated record. The transcript has a single exon. Lineage: Eukaryota; Fungi; Ascomycota; Eurotiomycetes; Onygenales; Onygenaceae. Bases 1 to 888 code for a protein of 295 amino acids.